AGUUAGAACCAAAUUUGACAUUUUACAGUUUCAAUUUUAUAUUUUGCGCAAAAGCUUCUUAUAUAUUUCUUGUGAUUUAAUAUUUGAGUCGGUUAGUUGGUUACAUACAUUCCAGGUCAAUGCACAAAACCACUAAUCGGAUGUGACUGACGGGAUAAAAUAUCUCGAGUAGAGUUCGCUUAAUGUAGUAAGAUAUUUAAUACUGUUUUGUUUACAAAGUUUAUUAGAUAUGUCUACUAAAGAAGAAAAUCCUAGUUUGGAGGCUGAAGAAUCUCUUUUAUAUUCGGCCAGACAUGGAGAACUAUCGGUAGUAAAAGCUCUUUUAGAAGCUAACAAAGAAGGAAAAUUAAGAUUGAAUAUAAACUGUAAAGGUAAAAGUAAAACCAAUUUAGGAUGGACCCCUCUUCACUUAGCCACAUAUUUUGGUCAUGCGGACGUAGUGGAGGUGCUGCUGGAUGCUGGUGUGGAUGUAGAUGAGGUCAACGACACCGGUGACACUGCUUUGCACAAGGCAUCGUUUAUUGGGAACGAGGAGUUAGUGAUUCUACUCCUGAAUUAUAAAGCAGAUGUAAAUAUAAUGAAUGGGGAAGGUCGGACAGCGGUAGAUGUGUGCAAGACUCAGGACGUACAGAGAUUGUUGGAGGCAGCUGGCCUUGCAGAGAGGAGGGAUAGAGAGAGGAAGCUGUUGACGGCUGCAAGGGAGGGGCGUAUUGAAGAAGUACAAGAGUUGUUGAGUAGUUCGAGUCCUCCGAACAUAAACUGUGCGGACGCGCAAGGCAACACGUGUCUGCAUUGCGCCGCCUACCGCGGACACGCGCGCGUCGCCGUGCUGUUGCUGCAGAACGGCGUCGACACCACGCUGAAAAACAACAACGGCCAGCUGGCGAUCGAGCUGGCGAAGGACGGCGACAUGCGCGAGGUGCUGAGCGUGCGGCCCGUGCAGCGCUUGCAGCGCACGGCGGCGCGCUUCGAGGGCGCGCUGCUCAAGCGCUCGCGGUUCCUCGGCUGGCGCCCGAUGUGGGCGGUCCUCCAGCGUGGUGUGCUCCUCUACUACGGCUCACGAGCGGAAGCGGCUCGAGAGGGUGGUCGCUGGCGGGACCGGAAGUACCUGGACGGGGCGAAGUUCACCGCGCCUGACACCGAACCCGCACUCAUUGUGAUCGCCUUCAGCGACGGAGACAAUCACCGUCUCGCCGUGCCGCAGGCCGGUAAUGUCCCCGCUUGUAGACAGUCGUGGAUAACAGCGCUAAAGGAACACAUCGCGUAUUCCGGACACUACCUGUGGGCCGGCGCCGGACCGGACACCGCUAAAGAGGCCACGGAGGACCUGGAAGACGAGUGCAAGCCGCUUGGCUCGAUGCAGGACGCGCUGACGGCGGCCACCAACAGCCUGGCGCUGCUCGACACGCAGCUGCGCGAGUGCGGCGCCAUCGUGGCCGCGCUCGACCGCAGCGUCACCGUCGGCAACUCGCUGCACCACUCCGCCUGCAUGCGCUUCCAGCACGCGUGCGGCUCGGGGCAGGCGGCGCUGGCGGCGCUGCGGCACUGCGCCGCGCUCGUGGCGCAGGCGCGCGACCGCGACCGACACGCGCUCGCGCUGCAGAUAGAGAGGAAUAGAGUGCUAGAGGAGGCGCUGGCGGCGCUCGCGCGCACGCACCACGCGCUAGAGAUGUCGGUGGCGGAGGAGCUGACGAAGAGUAAAAAAAAGAAAAAGAACUCGCAAUCAACGAAUGACUCAAAAGAAAAUUUCUACGACGUAUACGAUGAUUCCGAUGACGAUACCCUGGUGACGGCGGGUCUAUCUAGCCCGCUGGGCGCACUCAGUCCCUGGGGGAGCAGUCCCGACCUCACGAGGAGAACUCCAGUCGGUAGCAUCGAUGGUGAUAGUAAUGGCGAGAGGACUCCUACAAACGAGGAUAACCUGGAGCUGAGUGGGCGACUGUCGGCGUCAUCCGGCUCCGCACACUCGCUCGGCACACUCGUGUCGCAGGGGGGACACGUGUACAGGAACGCGCGCCCGUACACACGACACGGCAAGCCCAGGACCUCACUACCUGUGGCCCAAUUCAGCCGAGGCGACUUCAACCUCUGGUCGGUCCUGAAGAAUUGCGUGGGGAAGGAGCUGUCCAAGAUCACGAUGCCGGUCGUAUUCAACGAACCCCUAUCGUUCCUGCAGCGCAUGCUGGAGUACCUCGAAUAUGCGCACCUUCUUAGAAUGGCAUCGGAACAGACGGAUCCUGUAGCAAGGAUGGAAUAUAUUGCCGCAUUCGCAGUAAGCGCUUUGGCUUCAAACUGGGAACGUUUGGGCAAGCCAUUCAACCCACUUCUCGGGGAAACAUAUGAACUCGAACGCCCCGAGUUCAGGGCCGUUUGCGAACAGGUAUCGCACCAUCCUCCGGUGUCAGCGUUCCACGCUGACAGUCCUCACUUCGUCUUCCACGGCUCCGUGCACCCAAAACUCAAGUUCUGCGGCAAAAGUGUGGAGAUCCAGCCCAAAGGACAUGUUACCGUCGAACUGCCCAGAUGGGGCGAGGCUUACACUUGGAGCAAUGUGAACUGCUGCGUUCACAAUGUCAUCGUUGGCAAGCUUUGGAUCGAACAGUACGGAGCUAUGGAGGUGACCUGUCACGGAGGUGCCGGACUCAAAGCCAACCUCGCAUUCAAACCAGCUGGUUUCAAUAACAGGGACUUGCACAGAGUCGAUGGAUUUAUUAUUGAUCAAAGCAAAAAGCGUCUCAAAUUCCUUUAUGGUAAAUGGACGGAAUACAUAAAAUGCUGCAGCGCGGCUGCACACGAGCAAUGGGCGCGCGAACGUGGCGACGACGCGCAAACUCCUUCGCAUACACCCAAGAAAGUUCUCGCCAAGCUCAAUAGUUUUAAAGUUGGGGCAUUAAGGUCUAUGUCUAUACAGGAUAAUGAUGAUGCUGAAAACUCAGAGGAGGUGCCAAAGCCAGAUGAAUCCAUGAACAUCGACAUUCCUGGUUCCGUUACACUUUGGGAAGCGAGACCCAGACCCAGCAGCAGUGCACAGUAUUACCAAUUCACCGAAUUCGCAAUGUCCCUGAACGAGUUGGAACGAGACAUGAAGGGUCAGCUAUGUCCCACGGACAGUCGGCUGAGACCAGACAUUCGGUUGCUGGAGCAAGGAGAUAUAGACGCAGCUGCCACUGAGAAAACCAGACUUGAGGAGAAGCAGCGAGCGGCGAGGAAGGUUCUCAAAAAGAACGUGGAUGCUUGGCAACCAAGGUGGUUCAGUCAAGGUACAAACCCGUAUACUAAGCAAGAGGACUGGCUCUACAACGGAGGCUACUGGGACCGCAACUACCAGCAUCUUAAAGACGUCGAUAUAUUUUAAAUUCUUGUCUUUCUUAGCUGUGUUAUUAAAAUAAAUGUUGUCAUAGUCAUUGAAUCGCGAAAACAAUUUAAAUCAAAAUAAAUUAUCGAUGUUGCAAAGUGAUUCGUCAUUUUAGAUAAUUCAAAAGUAAGCACUGCUAGCUACGUAGCUUAACAAAAAAAAAUGUAGAAGUUACAAAUUUUGAAUUUGUAUAAAUAUAACGUUAGUAAUGGGCGAGGUGCAGUAAUUAUUCGAUUGAAAAUAAGAAAACUUCGUCAACGGUACGAAAAGAAAAAAAAUACUGUAGAAAAAAAAAUUAAAGUAAUGUUCUUUUCGCUUCUUCCAGAACCUUCUCUAAUUCAUCUUCCUUUUCUCUUCCAUUGUUCUUUUACAAAGUUGUUAUUACUUCGCAUUAUUGAGACAUUAGCGGCCUUGCUUAUAAACCGUUAGUGGAUGAUUCGUUAAAUAUUGCUAUCUUCUUCCUUCGAAUUUCAAAUCAAUAAUGACAGAAAGAGAUAAACCAAUGUUUAACUGAAUAGUCUCUAAGCAACGUUUAUAAGUAAUGCCGCACUUAUUAUAUACCAAUCUUAGUAGUAUUUUACGGCUAAUUAGAUAUAAAUACUGGUAAUAUUGUCGUUUAACUUUCACUGAAAAUCGAUGUUUUGUAAAAAAAAUAAUGAAAUUAAUAAAAGAUCGUUUUUUAUAUUUAUAUUUAUUAAAUUUAUAGGCAAAUAAUAAUAUUUAAAAUUAAAAAUAAUAUUAUGUACGUAG
Molecule: messenger RNA, 4105 nt
Organism: Nymphalis io (European peacock)
Lineage: Eukaryota; Metazoa; Arthropoda; Insecta; Lepidoptera; Nymphalidae
Product: oxysterol-binding protein-related protein 1
Exons: 21
Coding region: 230-3355 (1041 amino acids)
Cellular component (GO): membrane; intracellular membrane-bounded organelle; cytosol
Molecular function (GO): sterol binding; protein binding
Source: RefSeq, a predicted model, not a curated record